Lytechinus variegatus (green sea urchin) is the source of this 2148-nucleotide messenger RNA. RefSeq names its product serine O-succinyltransferase-like. The transcript is spliced from 11 exons. The record is from RefSeq and is a predicted model, not a curated record. NCBI's taxonomy places the organism in Eukaryota, Metazoa, Echinodermata, Echinoidea, Temnopleuroida, Toxopneustidae. The coding region runs from base 243 to 1718 and encodes 491 amino acids. Gene Ontology annotation, molecular function: homoserine O-acetyltransferase activity; L-serine O-acetyltransferase activity. Gene Ontology annotation, biological process: L-homoserine metabolic process.
GCCCCAGGGGCCAGGGCUACAGCUCCGUCGCCAAGCUGAGCUGUGGAGCUUCGUGGGCACUAGGCCAGGCCUGCCCUGGGCCUUGAUUUUCCUGGUUAACUUCGCCUCGGAUUCAAGUCUGUAUAAAGAGAACCAGUCGAACGAUGACUUGUUUCCUGUGAUUAUCUUCCACUGUAAACACAUCCACCGUAGAACCUGCGAAUUCAACAGGAUUGAAAAGGAGACAAGAGAGAGGAGUGACAAUGUCUGGUAGGCGGCUCGCCCCGAUUCUGCAAAGAUGCCUCUCGACCGCACUCGCAUCCGAAGCGACAUCAGCCCAGCCCUUCUGCAUCCAUCAACAGAGACUGGUGCGAAAGACUUCAUGUUCAAACUCCAUGCAUUUACCACACAGAAAGUUCACAAGAGCCUCCACACUAUGCAAAGCAAAGUCCACCGACCAACAGCAGAAGGCAGUCCUGCACCAACUUGAACUGCCGGAUUUUGGACUAGACCUGAAAUUCAAAGGACUGGAAACAGACUUUCCCUGCCUGUCAAAAACACCUGAUUCUGGUCCAGAUCCUGCUUACGAAAAGAUAGUCUCGGGCUACCAGAACUUUCAUUACAAUGAGCCCUAUGCCCUGAAAUACAAUGGCUGUGUGCUUCCGGAGCUGAAUAUUGCCUACGAGACUUGGGGAAAGCCUAACAGGGACAUGAGCAACGUGGUUUUAGUGUUCACCGGCCUUUCAAGUAGCUCUCAUGCCAGAAGUCACCCGUUAAAUACAGCCCCAGGAUGGUGGGAGAAGUUCAUUGGACCUGGGUGCGCCAUAGACACAGACAAAUACUUUGUCAUCUGUGGCAAUCAUAUAGGGGGCUGCUAUGGUACUACGGGACCUUCAUCAACUAAUCCCAUCACCGGACAGCCUUACGGCACAACCUUUCCUAUUAUUAGCGUUGAGGAUAUGGUGAAAGUACAGUAUCUUCUCCUUGAUCACUUGGGGAUAGAGAAGGUCCACGCUGUUGUAGGUGCUUCGCUUGGAGGUAUGUGUUCCAUCAUGGCUGGUGCUCUUUACCCUCAAAGAAUAGGACGGGUUAUUUCAAUAUCAGGCUGCGUUCAGACGUACACCAGUUCCAUCGCUCUACGCUUCCUCCAGAGAAGGGCGAUUAUGACCGAUCCAAACUGGCAGAGAGGACACUACUAUGGCACGUCAUACCCCAAGAUGGGAAUGAAGCUCGCAAGGGAGAUUGCUACCAUCACAUACCGGAGCGGACCUGAAUGGAAGAAGAGAUUUGGUAGGAAGUUGAUUGACCCCGCCGAACCCCCGUCACUCUGCCCAUCCUUCGAAAUCGAGGAAUACAUCAUGCACCAGGGAGAAACUUUCAGUACCAAAUACGACCCCAACUCACUACUCUAUAUUUCAAAGGCAAUGGACAUGUUUGACAUGGGGGAGGGGUUCAGCUCCCUUCAGGAAGGUGUAUCAAGGGUUCAGUGCCCUGUCAUGGUGCUCGGUGUGCAGACGGACAUCCUCAUCCCCAUCUGGCAGCAGAGGGAGAUGGCUGAUCUCCUCAAGGCUUCAGGCAACGAGGCAGUGAGCUUCUACGAACUCAAUUCAAUAUUUGGGCAUGAUACGUUUCUCCUUGACCUCAGCAGCGUUGGUGGUGCUAUCAAGGGACAAUUGGAGACGGAUUUGAAAGAAAAUGGCCUGGUGCGGAAGCCGCCCCCCAGCAGGAACAAGGAAUAGAAGAUCCACCAGAUAUCGAGACAAAUGUUCGAUCAGCCUUUCAAAGACGUCGGUCAGAUGACCUCUUUUGCUCUCAAUUGGAGAGUGUUCUGUCAAAAUUCAUCAUCUGACAAGCAGGGGGCUCAUGGCGAAUUCCCCCGAAACACUAAAAAAAGCCCUUGAAAAUAAUGGGGAUAAUCCCCAUGCACGGCAAUGUUAAAGCUCAUCAAAUGUUGCAAGUUCCAGUGCAUACAGUUUCUUAAGGAAUUACUUUCUGCCGUUACCCAUGUACCUCACUCGGGUUGAGUGCAGCACAUUAUUGAUAAUUCCUUGCUGAAGGAAAUCACGCCAUGGCUGGGAUUCAAACCCACGACCCUCUGUUUCAGAGUCUGGAGACCAAUCCACUGGGUCAAAACGCUCCACAGCAUUACAGAGUAACUGGAUUUUCUCA